CUCUCUCUCUCUCUCUCUCUCUCUACUGCCGACGCGACACAUGUCUGCAGAGCACGUCCUCGAGCUCUUCGACUCGUUCUGGUUCCACUCCGCCAUCUUCGGCGACAAACCGGCCUCGCCACCUGCUCCUCCUCCUCCUUCCUCCUCCUCUGCAACGAGGUCCUCUCAUGAAGGCCGCGACGGCGUCGACGAUGACGACCGUCUCCUUCUCGAGACGAAGCUGUCCCGCGCGCCGACCCUCCACGUCAGGUCCAGGAGCGACCAGUUCUCGGGCGGCCUAUUCCUCGGCUCCGACCCCUUCUCUCCGAAUUCGGUCCUCCUAGCGGCCACUCCGAAGCUCCGGACCAUCCUCUCCGGCAAGGAAGUCUCGGACUUCGAGGGCGAGCAGACGACGACGACCAGGAGCGAAGGAGAAACAGAGGAGUCGCCGUCGCGAAACAGGGGCAACAAGAAAUCGGAGAACACGAGGAGGAAGAAGAAGAAGAAGGAGAGGAGCCAGAGCAGCAAGAGCCUGUCGGAGCUCGAGUUCCAGGAGCUGAAGGGCUUCAUGGAUCUGGGGUUCGUGUUCUCAGAUCAGGACAGGGACGACUCGAACCUGGUGUCGAUCCUCCCCGGGUUGCAGAGGCUGGGAUUGAGCGACGCAAUCGAAGCCCAAGAGAAGGACGCCGACGAGAUCGAGGUUCCCAGGCCCUACUUGUCCGAAGCGUGGGACAGCUUGGAUCGACAGAGGAAGAGGUACGAGGAUCCGCUGGUGAACUGGAGAGUGCCGGCGCCGGCUUUAGGGAACGAGAUGGCCAUGAAGGACCAUCUCCGGUCCUGGGCGCACACCGUCGCGUCCACCGUGAGAUAGCAACGGCUGAUCAUCCUCGACCGGUCCCUUAGCUUUAUAUUCCUCUGGAAUUUUUCCUUCCCACUUUUUCGAUUUUGCCCUUUAUUUUGAACUGCACAAUCUUCAUCUUCGCUUCGUUCUCCGAGUUGGAAAAAUCCUCGAAAUCUGUAACUGUAAAUAAAAUGGAAAGAGAAAUAAUAAUUGUCCCUAUUUGAUUUU
Molecule: messenger RNA, 1048 nt
Organism: Rhodamnia argentea
Lineage: Eukaryota; Viridiplantae; Streptophyta; Magnoliopsida; Myrtales; Myrtaceae
Exons: 2
Coding region: 41-850 (269 amino acids)
Source: RefSeq, a predicted model, not a curated record